AUGCUCAAUUCUUCCAACGUCAACGCGACCAAUAUCUAUGAACCACCGGCCGAAGAUCCCCGAAUAGGUUUAAUUGUGAUGUUGGUCAUACUUUCACUAACUCUGUUUUUCAUGUGCCUGCUACUUCUGCUGCCCAAGUCCGCUCAGGAUGCGGUGUUCCGUUUCAUAUCACGUCAAAGCCCUGACCAAUCAUUCAACUAUAUCGACGUUGGACUUUAUAAAACACGACAUUCAAUGUAUCGCAAGGAGGUCUAUUCUAUGGCCAUGCAAGGUGGACGUUUGCAAGACAAGCGCAAAUCGACGUUGCCACCAGUCCCGUACCGAAUGAAACAACAUUUCCAAAUUGGGCAACCUACGGCUUGUGAAAGAAUUUCCACAGAAGAGGACAAUAAAUGUUUUACACCGGAAAUUUCCAAGCACAAUGUUGAUCCAGCAUUCGAGCGUCCAAAAGUUUUUGUAACAUACAUGUCCACCCCUGUACAUCAGUCUACUCCCAACCGGAAUGUCGCGCUUCCCCCAAAGCGACGUCCCUCCAGUGCGUCAUUAGAUAACAUUCUCGGGACCAGUCGGUCAGACAUGUGCUUUCGUAAUUCUGCUGUUGAAAAACGAACUAUAAACUGUUCUCUCCCACAGCUUUCCUACCCGUCGCCAACAAAUCCAAAUCAUCAGACAUGGUUGAUUGUUGGGGACCACAAUACAGCCACCAAACAAUUCUUCAUUCAGGAACAGAGACUCCAAGCUUCAUAG
Opisthorchis viverrini is the source of this 747-nucleotide messenger RNA. RefSeq lists its product as hypothetical. The transcript has a single exon. The record is from RefSeq and is a predicted model, not a curated record. Bases 1 to 747 code for a protein of 248 amino acids. NCBI's taxonomy places the organism in Eukaryota, Metazoa, Platyhelminthes, Trematoda, Opisthorchiida, Opisthorchiidae.